AUGAUAUUGGACGACGACAUAAAACCAACUUUCACACAGCACGAGAUAACUGCGUUGCUUUCACCCUUCCUUGACCCACGGAUGGUCCAAGCCAUUAUGAAUUGGAUGGAUGGAAAUAUAGACAAAUCCAAUACUACCAAGUCAAUGAAGGAACCAGUUGAUAUGCACAUCAAAACUCAGAAGCUAGAUGAUGCGGAAUUUAAGGAGAAGGAGUCUCAGCUACUCAGUUGCGUGGAGCCUUUUAAGAAGGCACUAAAUCUCUACCGAGAGGAUCAAUUGCACAAAAUAUCCGCUAAUGCCGAAAAAGUCUCCAUCGCUGGGCUAAUUUUGUGGCUAAACUCUUCCUACCCCGAACAAUCAGACAUAACUUUCCCCUUUGACGUGGAUAAACGGUUGCUAUCAUUGGCCCAACUUUACUAUAAACAGGGUGAUUACUCAAGGUGUAGAAAAUGGCUAGUUUACUACAUUAACAAUGUAGCACAUUAUAUAAAUGAGGGGUCUUCUGUUAAGAACAAAAUGCCGUGUUAUUGGGGAAUUUUGGCAUGCUUGAUACUUGGCUACAUAGUUCCCUUGUCCGUUGAAUCCCUAGAUGCUCCACAGACGGUGAUUGUUGAUGAGGCAGAUCCAAUUGCACUGGAAGCUGAAACUCCCAAAGCGGCGAUAAUUUGCAUAUUGAAAAUAAACGAAACUUUUACCAAUGACGAAUCUUUUGGAGAGAAGAAGGAGAACGUGCUGAAGCGUGCCUGGUUGAUCCAUUGGUCUCUUUUCUUCGUUUUCAAAUACUAUCUCUCCUUAGUUCAUCUUAAGGAUAAGGGUUCUAACAUACAAGACUGGCCUCAACUUCAAGAAUGGCUACUAGAUGAGAGGAAUAUCGCAGUUGUUUUAUUUUCGGCACCACACUUGUUACGUUACUAUGCAGUAUAUGCUUUGCUUAAUUGGAAUCGCAAGGAUCACUUUAGAAUCAUCUGCAAUGCUAUUGCACAGGCAAAGACAAAAUACAAUGAUACAUUUACAUUGUUACUAGGAGCUCUAUCUGUGGAAUUCGAUUUCGAAGAAGCACAAAAACAAAUUUCUGAAAUAAAACAGUCAUGCGAAUCAGACUAUCUGCUCCAUAUGUUGAAGGAUUCAAUUGAGGAAAAUGCUAGAUACAUGAUUUUUGAAACAUAUUGCCGCAUUCACAAGUCAAUCAAUCUGAAUAUGAUAGCGCAAAAAUUGAACAUGUCAACAGCCAAAGCAGAGAGGUGGAUUGUAAACCUUAUCCGUCAUGCAAAGUUGGAAGCUAAGAUUGAUUCUGAGAAGAAUCGAGUUGAAAUAUCAACCACUCCUCCUUCGUUUUAUCAGCAAAUAAUUGAAAAGACACAAAAUUUGGCAUUGAGGUCUAAUAUGAUUUUGCAACACUUGUACCAACCGACUGAAAGGAGUAGUGUUACUAACACAAAUACUGGAAACAAUGAUUACGGUGAUGGCGACUUGCAAUUUGAAAAGGAUGUAGGACAUAAAAAGUCGCAAAGUUCGCGACUCGGCGGUUUUAUCCCAGAGAGAAAGCCCAGGAAGUUGGUGGAAACUAGAAGUUAA
Babesia microti strain RI is the source of this 1575-nucleotide messenger RNA. Its product is annotated as translation initiation factor eIF-3 subunit 6. Gene Ontology annotation, biological process: translational initiation. NCBI's taxonomy places the organism in Eukaryota, Apicomplexa, Aconoidasida, Piroplasmida, Babesiidae. The coding region runs from base 1 to 1575 and encodes 524 amino acids. The transcript has 5 exons. Gene Ontology annotation, cellular component: eukaryotic translation initiation factor 3 complex; cytoplasm; nucleus. Gene Ontology annotation, molecular function: translation initiation factor activity. The record is from RefSeq and is a predicted model, not a curated record.